GCUACCCACACCUACAAGUUCGACGUCAAGAUGACCUGCAGCGGCUGCUCCGGCGCCAUUGAACGCGCAUUGAAGAAGGCACAAGCUGACGGUAAGUCCCUGGCCCGGAGUAGCGAGAGCGUGGUGCUGAACGGGCCUCCGCGGACACUAGGUGUAGACUCCUACGAUGUAAGCUUGGAAAAGCAGGAGGUCAUCGUGAAGGGGUCGAUCCCGUAUGACACGUUGCUGGAGAAGAUCAAGAAGACGGGCAAGGAGGUGCGUGUGCGAGCUGACUAG
Laetiporus sulphureus 93-53 is the source of this 276-nucleotide messenger RNA. RefSeq lists its product as uncharacterized. The transcript is spliced from 2 exons. Gene Ontology annotation, biological process: copper ion transport. The annotation marks the transcript as partial. Gene Ontology annotation, cellular component: cytosol. Gene Ontology annotation, molecular function: metal ion binding; copper chaperone activity. The record is from RefSeq and is a predicted model, not a curated record. Lineage: Eukaryota; Fungi; Basidiomycota; Agaricomycetes; Polyporales; Laetiporaceae.